Ruditapes philippinarum (Manila clam) is the source of this 1623-nucleotide messenger RNA. RefSeq names its product cytochrome P450 1A1-like. Gene Ontology annotation, biological process: progesterone metabolic process; hormone biosynthetic process. The coding region runs from base 43 to 1611 and encodes 522 amino acids. Gene Ontology annotation, molecular function: iron ion binding; heme binding; steroid 17-alpha-monooxygenase activity. The transcript has a single exon. The record is from RefSeq and is a predicted model, not a curated record. NCBI's taxonomy places the organism in Eukaryota, Metazoa, Mollusca, Bivalvia, Venerida, Veneridae.
AUUUAAACAAGCAGAUAUUUAUAUCAAUGUAUAGCUAUAGGCAUGAGUUCAUUAUCUAGGUUGUCAAUAUUGUUCACAUUUACAUCGUUUAUUAUACUUCAUAUAAAAAUGGAUAUAUCAAUUUCUGUAAGUGGUAUAUUACUGGCUUUCAUUACACUGUGUUUGGCUUCAUGGUGGGCAAAGUGGUUUAGUAAAAAACGAUAUCCCCCUGGACCUUGGGGAUUUCCUAUAUUUGGACACCUGCCUUUGUUAAGUAACAAACCGGAGCUAAAAUAUUCAAAAUGGCGACAGAAAUACGGAGAUAUUUUCAGCAUCCGUUUUGGUAGUUGGAAUACAAUUAUUGUCAAUGGAUACGAAGCCAUUAAAGAUGCAGCGGAGCGAAAGGAUGAUGUCUUUUCUGGAAGACCUGAAUUUGCUACAGAAAUUGCUAUUAGGGAAUCAUUCGAUGGUCUUGAAAGUAUAACGUUUUGUAACUUUACCCCAAAGUAUCUACAGCUUAGAAAACGAACAACUAUGGCUAUGAGAAAAUACGUGAACAAGUGUGAUUAUUCUCCAAAUGAUUUGUUCCGGGAAGAAGCCGAAAAAUUGACGGAAAAACUGUUAAGAUAUCCACCUGAUGAACCCGUAUCCAUCGAUUUAGAUAUUCAGUUGGCUGUUAUAAGUGCAUUAUACCAGAUGCUAUUUGGCAGAGGGAAAGAAGACGAAAUAAAACCACAUUUAAACUUAAUAAUUGAAUCAACUGAGACCUUUAACAAAUUUGUCUCUUCUGGUAAUUUAGUAGACGUUAUCCCAUGGUUAAGGUAUAUCAUGAAAAUGGAGGUGGAUAAAUUCAAAGCAGCGAUAACCGCAACAGACUCGAUAACAAAAUCUAAGAUAUCGGAACACAGAACUUCAUUUCAAACUGGACAAACGCGGGAUAUUUUAGAUGCUUUAUGUGAUCUGUCAAACGACUUGCCAGAAAAUGGUACCGGUGAUACCCUAUCAGCCACGCUUUUACAAUUUCAAAUUUUAUCAUUGCAAGGUGCUGGAUUCGAUACGACAAGUCGCACAAUCAUGUUUAUCAUCUUAUAUUUGAUUACUUUUCCAGAUGUCCAAGAGCGUGCUCAGAAAGAGAUAGAUCAAGAAUUGGGCAGCAGUAGAAAUAUCUCGGGCAAUGACCAAGCUAAGCUUCCAUACGUAAUGGCUACAGUCCUCGAAGUAUUGAGAAAAACUGCAAUAGUUCCUUUCGCUAUCCCUCAUCUUACCCUCCAUGACACAAAAUUGCGAGGAUAUGACAUCGACAAAGAUACUGUUGUCUUUUUUAACCUGCAUUCAGUAGCACACGAAGAAUCAUAUUGGGGAGAUCCGGAAAACUUUAGGCCCGAAAGGCUUCUUGAUGAUUCUGGAAAUCUUGACAGGGUAAAGUGCUCUCAUAUAAUGGCAUUUGGUGCGGGGAGACGACAAUGCCCUGGCGAAACUAUUGCAAAAAUGAAAAUAUUUAUUGUUAUUGCAACAUUGUUACAGCGUUGUUCGUUCCAGAAAGCUGGUGGGUCUGACCUUAACCUUGAUCCUACUAGGGGACUUGUUCUCUCACCAAAACCAUUUAAAGUUAUUGUAAAAAGAAGAUUGUAAGCAUCGUCUGAA